ACGUCGCAGGGAGGCGGGCGCCGCGCGGCCGGGGGAAGAACCGGGCCCAGGCCGAGCGGAGCUCCGGCAGCGGCAGCGGCGGCGGCCUCCCUCUCUCCUCCCCUCUCCCUCCCCAGCCGCGGUUGCUCCGAGGGAGCGAGCGCGCACGCAGCCAGGCAGCCAGGCUCCGCCAGCAACAAGUGCGGAGGCAGGCGAGGGAGGGCGAAGGCUGACGUCAGCGAGCGGAGUAUUAUGGUCUGGGCUGGGCUGGCCGCCGCUGCUGCCGCCGCCGCCGCUUUCCUGCUGCCCGCGGCCGAGUAAACAUGGAGCUCUCCGCCGUCGGCGAGAGGGUGUUUGCGGCCGAGGCCUUGCUCAAGAGACGCAUCCGCAAAGGUCGUAUGGAAUAUCUUGUCAAAUGGAAGGGCUGGUCUCAGAAAUAUAGCACCUGGGAACCUGAGGAAAAUAUUCUAGAUGCGCGUCUGCUUGCAGCUUUUGAGGAAAGGGAAAGAGAAAUGGAACUUUAUGGUCCUAAGAAACGAGGCCCCAAACCCAAAACAUUUUUGCUAAAGGCCCAGGCAAAAGCCAAAGCUAAGACCUAUGAAUUCCGUAGCGACUCUGCUAGGGGAAUCCGGGUGCCAUACCCAGGAAGGCCCCCCCAGGAGAUGGGCUCUACUUCCCGUGCUAGGGAAGGACUGAGGCAAAUCCCAUUGCCCCCUCAAAGCACCUCUGCCACUGCUACCACCAACACCUCCCGAGCAGAGACCAUCCAGGAAAACAGGAUUGUGGCAGAGGAAGACCGGUCUGAAGCAGCCUUUAAAAAGCGAGGCCCCAAGCCCAGGAAAGAGCUCUACAAAGACCUGCCUGAAACAGCUGACGUUGCCUGCAAGCGGAAAUCAGUGGAACCAGGGGACAAGGCAGUGGUCGAUUACCUAAAGGCCAGGAAACUGGAAGAAGCAGCUAACCCGGGCGCAGCCAAAUUCAGUUCCGGACACAGUGUGAUCCAGUUAGCUCGGAGACGGGAGCCUGAGUUACCCAGUGCUGUCUCCAGCCCCAGAGCAGAAGCUGGUGUUAAGCUUUGUGCACCUGAGGCCUAUCCCCCCAGGCUAACAAAGCACAGGGCAGAUUUCCUGGAUCCGAAAGGGCAAAGUAGUUUGGACUUGGGCGCCCCUAAGAUCUUGCACAGCUCUGCGAGCCAAGGCGGCUUAUACCGAGAUGGUAUAGGGACCCAGGCUGGCAGGCCUUCUCUCAUUGCCCGCAUCCCUGUCUCCAGGAUCCUUGGUGACCCAGAAGAGGAAGCUUGGAGCCCAUCUCUCAACAACUUGGAGAAAGUGGUCGUGACUGAUGUGACCUCUAAUUUCUUGACAGUUACCAUUAAGGAGAGCAACACAGACCAAGGGUUCUUCAAGGAAAAGCGAUGAAUCCCCUUUAAGAAGAGGAGGCAUCUAAAGGGUUUGGGGUAGAGGUUGUUGUCUGGUUCUAGAUUUUUGGUUUAUUGGACAGGAUCGGGGGAGGGGGAACACCUGUCCUUAACUCAUUCAUUUAGUCCCUCACCACCAAUUUCAAUUUUGGUUGGAAAAAUUAUCUCUAGAGUUAUAUUUUCUAUUAGAUGUAAAUAUGUUAUUUAAAGAAAAAUACAUAUAUAUAUCUAUAUACAUAUAUAUUUCAACUCUAAGUUGUUGGUUUUUUAUUUAAGGCUCUUGGAGAAGGACAGUAAAAAAACAGAACUGAUGUAUGUCUUACUUCAGUUGCAAGAGCAGGUGUAGAUAGUGAAUGACCUUAUUAGCUAAUUAUAACAUAUUGAUUUCAUUUUUUCUGGUUUGUUUGUUUUCCUUUUUUACCCUGUCCCUCCCCCCAAAGAAGAUGAGGGCAAAUAGGGGAUAUUAUAUUCACCUGGGGGGACGAAAAAAGGUCUCCAGUUUCUUGAUUGUUAUAUUAUAAGGUGUUGCUUUGUACAAUCAAGUGUGCUGUAUACACAACUGUUCUCGCUGGGCAGCUGAAGUGAGCACUUGACUUUACAGUAUUGUCGUUCAUAUGUUUUGCUCCAGUUUUUUUUAAGUUGUUGCUAUAAAAUGUGUCAAUUAAAAAACAAAACAAAAAACCGAAAGAUGUUUUAGCAAAGAAGUAUUAACUUGAAUGACCUUUUCUUGCAAGGGAAAAGGGGCUUUGUAUGUUUCAAGAUUCGGAAAAAGUGUAGCUGCUGUCAUGCACUUUAAAAUGACUUGAGGGGAGAAAGGGGGGGGGGAGAAGUAACUGAGCUCAUAGUUUAGCUUAACUUGUUCUGGUUUUUCUUUCUUUCGUCCUUCCCUAGUCACUCCAAAAAAAGAGGAAAAUCUGUUUACAUUCCUUACAUGCCAGAAAAGUUGGGGAGGAAAGUAUCUCACUGUUCAUAUUUUAGGCGAUUCUGCUGUUACAUUGAAAGUAAACCUUCUCUCCCUCCCUCCCUCCCUCCCUCUCUCUCUCUCUCUCUCUCUCUCUCUCUCUCUCUCUCCCAUCCCCACAGUUCUUCCCUGGUUGUUGGAUGGGUCUUUAAAAAGGUGUGUUAGGGAAGAUCUUUAUCUUCCUUAGAAAUGUUAAGCCUCCAUUAUAGAUGCUGAGAAAGCAGCUCCUCUUUAAAAGACACUUAAUUAGGGGCACAAGAUCAGUCACAAAGCAAGAUGCCUGUUUAUAUGUGGCUUUCUUUCUCUUGUACCUUCUGGGAAGAAGUAUAUCCUGUCCCCCCGCCCCGCCCCCCCCCCAGUCCCACAUGAGAUUCUUCUUCUUUCUGUGGUCAACAGUCAAGUAGUUCUUUUCACCUGCCAGUUUUAUGCUGAACAUAGACCCCUUUUUCCUGCUCCCUUGCAUAAAGCACUCUUGGCAUUUGAAGAUUUGUAAAAUGCCUUGGUAUAUUCAGCUCCCUCCAGUAUUUAUUUUUUUUACGGGAAUGCAAAUUUGUUUCCUAACCCUGUGUUAGACCCCCCACCCCCCCACACACAUUAAGAGGGUGUGUGUGCAGAAUGGGAGGCUGGCUUUGCUCUCGUUUUUUGUGUUUAGCAGGUGUUUUGGUGUCCCAAUAGAUAUUGAUUUAAGCAUCUCUUCUUGGUUCAAAAAGCACAAAUCUGUCUAGCAGUCUCCAAGGGCCUGGCAGGGGGGUGAGUAGCCUUCUCUGUCUUUUCUCUGAAUGGCCUACUUGCUAGAACCUUUUAAAACAUGCUCUAAUUUGGGGACUGCGCUGGGGAUGAAAGCACAUGUGGCAUAAUGAGACAUGGGGAGGACGAAGCUUGGGUGUAAGAAGGAAGCACAAGGAGGGCUGUUUCCUUCCCUGGGAUAAACUAGAAACGUCUUGCUUCUUCACCCACCUUCUUGCUUCUGUUCAUUAUUUUGGAGGUUUCUUCCAACGAAACAAAUGUGGGGGUUUUCAUUGGGGCUGUACUUAGGGAAGUAAGUUCAGGUUCUUGUUUUCUGUUCCCUCCUUUCUAAAAUAAAGCCAAUGUUGCAAACUCCAGGCAGUUAAAAAAAAUUCAUGAAACAAACUGCAGAUACGUUCAGUUCUCCUACAUGGGGUGGGUGGGGAAUAUGUAUGUCAGCUUUUUGUAUGUUGACAAAGGUUUCCAUAGUCCUGCUACAGAGGCUGGAGGGGUUGGGGUUGGGGAAAGGGUAGUGGCCAGGAGGAAUGCCUCUUUGGUUGAAAAUAGAUCACAAAUGCGGUCCCUACCUCCUCAGGUGUCAAAGGUGGCUCUGUGCCACUGACGGAUGUGUGUCUCUCGAUGCACGCCCAUGGGUAUAUAAAAGCUAAACAUACAUGUGGGUGUAUAUGUGUAUGUACAUAGUUACAUAUAUUGAAUGUAUGUGCGUGUGAGUUAUUUAAUUCUCUUUGUAAAAAAAAAGGAAAAGAAAUUACAAAACCUAUAAUCAUGGAUCUGGCCUAACAAGUCUCAGAAGUGAAGCUUAAGUAGGUGUCUUCGGCCAGUGUUGAAUGUCUAAUACAGUACCUGCUUUUUAUGUGAACUGAAAUAUAUAUACGACUUUGUAAAUAGAGACUUGCCUUUGUUUUGUUUGUUGCUCUGUGGAGUGCAAGGGAGAUGCAAACCUCCCCCCCCCCAUUUGCAAUACAGAGGGCUGCUGGCAGUGUGUUUCCCUGCUGGAAAGGCUUCU
Zootoca vivipara (common lizard) is the source of this 4110-nucleotide messenger RNA. RefSeq names its product chromobox 8 (gene CBX8). NCBI's taxonomy places the organism in Eukaryota, Metazoa, Chordata, Lepidosauria, Squamata, Lacertidae. The record is from RefSeq and is a predicted model, not a curated record. Gene Ontology annotation, biological process: negative regulation of transcription by RNA polymerase II. Gene Ontology annotation, molecular function: chromatin binding. Gene Ontology annotation, cellular component: PRC1 complex; chromatin.